Messenger RNA from Jatropha curcas, 1749 nucleotides. Its product is annotated as Pentatricopeptide repeat (PPR) superfamily protein. The record is from RefSeq and is a predicted model, not a curated record. Gene Ontology annotation, molecular function: protein binding; RNA binding. Lineage: Eukaryota; Viridiplantae; Streptophyta; Magnoliopsida; Malpighiales; Euphorbiaceae. Gene Ontology annotation, biological process: RNA modification.
AACAUAACCAUUCACGUUUGAACUUGCUAAUAUAUAGAUUGACGCUGACGCUGAAGGUCGUGUAAUGCCACAAAAUACCAGUCUGAUAUGAACCGAUUAAAACAAAUUCACGCCUUUACCAUUCGAAAUGGUAUAGACCACACUAAAACUCUCAUAGUAGAAGCACUAAAAAUCCCAAACAUCUCUUACGCCCACAACCUUUUCAACCUUAUUCCCAGCCCAACUGCCUUUCUCUACAACAAGCUCAUUCAAGCCUACUCCUUUCAAAGCCAACCCUACCGAUGCCUCUCUCUUUACUCCCAAAUGCGCUUCAAAAACUGCCUUCCCAACGAGCACACCUUCACAUUCCUCUUCGCUGCUUGUAUCUGCUUUUCCUCCGACCUCCAUGGCCAAAUCCUUCACACCCAUUUGUUAAAAUCCGGUUUUAAUUUUGAUAUCUUUGCCCUGACAGCUUUAGUUGACAUGUACGCUAAGUUGGGCAAGUUACGGUCGGCCCGCCAUGUGUUCGACGAAAUAACUUUUAAAGAUAUACCCACUUGGAAUGCGUUAAUUGCAGGUUAUUCAAGGUGUGGGAAUAUGGAGGAAGCUUUAGAUUUGUUUAGACGGAUGCCUUAUAAGAAUGUGGUUUCAUGGACCGCAAUGAUAUCUGGAUACUCGCAGAAUGGAGAGUAUGCUAAGGCGUUAGAAAUGUUUCUGAAUAUGGAGAAGGAGAAAGGUUUAGCGCCAAAUGAAGUAACUAUUGCAAGUGUGCUUCCAGCAUGUGCAAAUCUGGGGGCAUUGGAAGUAGGAGAGAGGAUUGAAGCGUAUGCCAGAAAAAAUGGACUAUUAAGUAAUAUGUAUGUCAGCAAUGCCUUAUUGGACAUGUAUGCAAGGUGUGGUAAAAUCGAUGUGGCCAGGCAAGUGUUUGACGAGAUUAUUGGCAAGAGGAAAAAUUUGUGCUCUUGGAAUUCAAUGAUCAUGGGCUUGGCUAUCCAUGGAAGAAGUCAUGAUGCUCUGCAACUUUAUAACCAAAUGAUGAGAGAAGGAACUGCACCUGACGACGUCACAUUUGUAGGACUUCUCUUAGCAUGUACUCAUGGAGGUAUGGUUGUAAAAGGGCGGCAACUUUUUCAAUCAAUGGAAAGAAAGUUCAGGAUUUCACCUAAAUUGGAACACUAUGGCUGCAUGGUUGACCUCUUAGGGCGUGCUGGGGAACUGCAGGAAGCUUAUGAAAUUAUAAAGAGUAUGCCAAUGAGACCAGAUUCUGUAAUAUGGGGAGCAUUACUAGGUGCUUGCAGUUUUCAUAAAAAUGUUGAACUAGCAGAAAUAGCUGCAGAGUCUCUCUUUGAACUAGAGCCGUGGAAUCCAGGAAACUAUGUGAUCCUUUCCAAUAUUUAUGCAACAGCAGGCCGAUGGGAUGGAGUCGCAAUGCUUAGAAAGCUGAUGAAGGGUGGCCAUAUUACUAAAGCAGCAGGAUAUAGUUUUAUUGAAGAAGAAGGUGAAAUUCAAAAGUUCAUUGUGGGAGAUGUAUCACACCCGAGGUGUGAGGAAAUUUAUAGGUUAUUGAAUGAAUUUUCAGCUACCAUGAAGCUACAAAGUGUAGCUAAUUUUGAAUCUGAACUUCAAGAACUAUGUUUAAUAGAGUAGACUUGAUUAAUUGUUUUCAUUAACAUUGUCAGCAUAAUGUGAUGAAAUGAAAUGUAUUUUAGCACAUUCAUUACAUUAAAAAUGUGAUAUCAGAAAUGUGUUUAAUUAUAUUACAUAACAUUA